AUGAAGAGCUCGAAAAAGGAUAGGUCAGUUCUCCCUCCGUUGAAGGUAUUCCCUGUCGCUUCUGAGGAUCAGACGAAUGCUCCAGGAGUGGCGAUAGGAUGUCAAAACAGUCCACUCGCUAGGAGAAAACCCCAGAGUCGACUCCAAAACAACAUUUUGCCUUCAAAGCCUUGGAAUACUAGAGACAUGCUUGCGAAUCUACCUAACAUUAGCGGCGACAGAGCUGACGAUUUCGAUGCAUAUCGCGAAGCUCGUGGUUAUCAAGUUGGUCCAAACAGCCGCCCUAAUAGUCGACCUCAGUCUCCAGCAAUGGGAGUGAGGGAAACGCUUGAAUUGGGAAGCCCCCGUCGACCGCUUUCUCGUCGUUCUCGAUCGAGUAGUCUUGAUAGCUUUAGCGAAGAACUCCUAGGACUAUCAGGAGGAAACUCAGAAAACGAACAUCUCUCUAUUCGCCCGUGUGUGUACACUCCACAAGACGGACGGGUUCCACCACGACCACCAUCAAUAGACGCAUCUGACCUGAUCAACUGUCUCAAUUCAGAAGUUUAUUUUUACAACGAAGAAGAAACCAGCGACUUCGACUCUCGCACAGGCUCUCUUGAAAACUCACCACCUGGACGAAUUAUGCCACCUUCUCCUGCGUCGAACAAAACAUAUAAAUUUGGAAAAGCUCCUCCAAAUGAUCGCGUGCUACUUGCCCUUCGUAGUUAUGAUUCUCUUGCUCACGACGCUGCAUUUCCUCAGAUGGUCGAUGAGGACACCACUGAGAAACGAUAUCCUCUCACCCAUAGCGAAAAUUCAAACUUUUCCCGCCCGUGCACAAAUGAGAGUGACUCAAUCGAAUAUUGA
Oikopleura dioica is the source of this 849-nucleotide messenger RNA. The record is from the annotation of a GenBank genome assembly. Lineage: Eukaryota; Metazoa; Chordata; Appendicularia; Copelata; Oikopleuridae.